UUAGCGAAGCGCCGGGAUACCGUACAGGUGCGGUGCUUGCCAGUGCUAUGUAUUGCAAGUCAGUGUGGUUGCCAGAUCUGCGGACAAAACAUCGCCAAAGGUCUGACACGCAACAAAGCAAAUUUCUUGAAAACACAAAUUUGAAAACAUUCACCCUUCUUACUUGACGAGGCAAGACGGACACCGGCAGAGAACAGAUCGCUUCAUUGAGCGUUGCAGUGCGUAGCACACCGUCGAUUAGCGUGUCAAGUACGAACUAAGGAUUAUCAUGGCAGAUUCAUCGCCAUCAAGCGAUCUUCGAUCAGAUGUGGCCAGGCUUCAAGAGCUACUGCAGAAACGCUCCAGUGGAUCGGAAGGCAAGAACUUCAAGGCACUGAACACAAUCUUGCAAAGAGCUGUGGACGGAAAACUUGUCGAUACCUACUGCAAGGUGAAUGACCACGUGGCCGCUAACCAGAAUACGUAUCCGGACCAAACCGUGGAAAUGGUAACCACGGCAGCUUACGCCACGGCAACAGGCUAUACAGAGCCGCGCAUAGUGGAUAUCAAGCGCGGCGACAGCGGCUAUGGUUUUAACAUCAUGGGUGGAAAUAAGGUGGGAAUGCCAGUCUAUGUUUCAAGAAUACUCCCUGGUGGAGUGGCUGCUAGACAGGGUCAGCUGAAGAAGGGAGAUCAGAUUCUCUCUAUCAACGGACAGGCGAUUCGCGGAAUGUCUCAUGAAGAUAUGGUUCGCACAAUGACGCAUUCACAGUCGUCUCUGAGAAUUGUCGUUAGCUACGCACCACACUUAUUGGACGGGAUAUUGAAGACGUUUGAGACACAGCGACGCAUAUCUGCCAAGCGCCACCAGGAAAAGAGAAUGUCCUCAGCAUCUGGGAGACAAUAGAAUGUCCAUGGCAUCUCGGAGACAAUAGAAUAUGCUAGGUUUCUAGGGGACAAUAGAAUGUCCUCGGCAUCCGUGGGAUAAUAGAAUGUCCUCAGUAUCCGUGGGAUAAUAGCUUCUGGCAAGUGUUCAGUUCACUGCAGCUCCGACGUUACGUUUUUCUGACAAUAUGGAUGCGAUUUCAGCAACUUUCACUUGUUUUGGCAUGGUUGCGAAAAGCAUAAGUUGCGAAAUAUUUUAGCAUCUUUGGGAAAGGGCUACCUACCUGUGUGUGCUUGUGGCCCAAAAGGACCUGUGACUGAGCACCUGUGUAUGCCCGUGGCCCUAUGCGACCUGCGACCAGUGUUGGGAAGAGUGGACUUGAGAGCGGGCCGGACCAGUCGCUCGACGACUGCAUGAUUUCGGGGUUCUGGAAUUAUGUGUUGAUGAGUUUCGAUCGUGUACCGUGGUUGCUAUACAUGAAGUGGAUAAUAGUAGUCUGGCAUGGUACAGUGACCUUAUCUUCUUUUUUUUAAUAUUGUUUUAUUAAUGGCUUUUUCAUUUACCUCGAAUGGUGUACGAUCUGUAUCACAAUUAUUUGUGGGUUCAGCAAUAAAGGAUAUGACAUGAAGUGGAGUAUUCCUAGUUCCUGUGGAAUGCUGUUGAGUGUUGUACGGAUUAGUAGUGAGUGGGUAAUACUCGUCGGCAUGAUAGUACCUACGACAGAACUGGUACAAUACACUCCUGUCCAACUCCUCUCUGGAGAUCUCUGUUACGGUAUGCUGGUACAGUACAGUCAUGCUAAAAGCUACUGUACAUCAUUGUACAUGACUGGAAUGCCGCAUUAGUAAUAGUGAUGCUGCACACGCUCCUGCCCCAGUGCCAGCUCUGGCUCAUUCGACAGCGGCUGUUCCACAAGUCCUGC
This is a messenger RNA of Sycon ciliatum, 1787 nucleotides long. Its product is annotated as protein lin-7 homolog C-like. Gene Ontology annotation, molecular function: protein binding. The record is from RefSeq and is a predicted model, not a curated record. Lineage: Eukaryota; Metazoa; Porifera; Calcarea; Leucosolenida; Sycettidae. Gene Ontology annotation, cellular component: synapse; basolateral plasma membrane; cell-cell junction. Bases 269 to 886 code for a protein of 205 amino acids. Gene Ontology annotation, biological process: neurotransmitter secretion; maintenance of epithelial cell apical/basal polarity; protein localization to basolateral plasma membrane. The transcript is spliced from 9 exons.